GAGCAGCACGCGAAGCUGUAACACAUCGAAUCUGUUUUGAUUGAAUAAAAAGUGUGAUAUCUCGCACGCAAGUAGAAAGAGAAGUAGACCUAAACGUGAAGGUAGUAGACAUGCCAGGGCGAAUUUGUAAGUUAUUAUUGUGAAUUUCCAAGGCUGUCCUGCAUCAUGAGGCGCCCACAAUCGCCAGAAAGGGUUUAUUUAAAGACACUUCUUGUUAUGCUCGUAUUUUUAAAGGUCUCAGAGGAGGUGUUAGGCUGCCCUAAAUGUGAAUUCAAAGGGGUAUCAUCAACAUCAAAUAUAAAUAUAAAGGGAAAAUCCAACUGUAAUGUUGGGGAUAACUAUCACAGUACUCCCGAGGACAAUGACCUCCUUGUGUCAAAUCUAAAUCCAGGAACAUCAUAUAACCUGACAGUUAACUGUUCGACUGAAUGCUGCAAUUUACAAGUUACAACGAGACCUGAUGUCAUCAGGAACCUCUCUGUCACUGAAAUCACCACGUCAUCUGUGUCUCUGAGCUGGACUGAGCCUCAGGGAAAGAGCUCAGUCUAUAGAGUAGAGUGGAAUGACAGCUCUGUAGCUAUGAAUGAAACCACAAGUCAAACGUCCAUGAACAUAACCGGUCUGACCGCUGGAGCUCAGUAUGUGUUCAGCGUGUAUGCAGUUGCUGAGGAUAAUCAAACCGCAGGAGAUUCUGUCAGUCAGACUCAGUACACAAGACCUGAUGUCAUCAGGAACCUCUCUGUCACUGAAAUCACCACCUCAUCUGUGUCUCUGAACUGGACUGAGCCUCAGGGAAAGAGCUCAGUCUAUAGAGUAGAGUGGAAUGACAGCUCUGUAGCUAUGAAUGAAACCACAAGUCAAACGUCCAUGAACAUAACCGGUCUGACCGCUGGAGUUCAGUAUAUGUUCAGAGUGUUUGCGGUUGCUGGAGAUAAUCAAACUGCAGGAAAUUCUGUCAAUAAGACUCAGUACACAAGACCUGAUGUCAUCAGGAACCUCUCUGUCACUGAAAUAACCACGUCAUCUGUGUCUCUGAACUGGACUGAGCCUCAGGGAAAGAGCUCAGUCUAUAGAGUAGAGUGGAAUGACAGCUCUGUAGCUAUGAAUGAAACCACAAGUCAAACGUCCAUGAACAUAACCGGGCUGACCGCUGGAGCUCAGUAUAUGUUCAGAGUGUUUGCGGUUGCUGGAGAUAAUCAAACCGCAGGAGAUUCUGUCAAUAAGACUCGGUACACAAGACCUGAUGUCAUCAGGAACCUCUCUGUCACUGAAAUAACCACGUCAUCUGUGUCUCUGAACUGGACUGAGCCUCAGGGAAAGAGCUCAGUCUAUAGAGUAGAGUGGAAUGACAGCUCUGUAGCUAUGAAUGAAACCACAAGUCAAACGUCCAUGAACAUAACCGGGCUGACCGCUGGAGCUCAGUAUAUGUUCAGAGUGUUUGCGGUUGCUGGAAAUAAUCAAACCGCAGGAGAUUCUGUCUAUAAGACUCAGUACACAAGACCUGAUGUCAUCAGGAACCUCUCUGUCACUGAAAUCACCACGUCAUCUGUGUCUCUGAGCUGGACUGAGCCUCAGGGAAAGAGCUCAGUCUAUAGAGUAGAGUGGAAUGACAGCUCUGUAGCUAUGAAUGGAACCACAAGUCAAACGUCCAUGAACAUAACCGGGCUGACCGCUGGAGCUCAGUAUAUGUUCAGAGUGUUUGCGGUUGCUGGAGAUAAUCAAACUGCAGGAGAUUUUGUCAGUACGACUCAGUACGCAAAACCUGAUGUCAUCAGGAACCUCUCUGUCACUGAAAUCACCACGUCAUCUGUGUAUCUGAGCUGGACCGAGCCCCAGGGAAAGAGCUCAGUCUAUAGAGUAGAGUGGAAUGACAGCUCUGUAGCUAUGAAUGAAACCACAAGUCAAACGUCCAUGAACAUAACCGGGCUGACCGCUGGAGCUCAGUAUGUGUUCAGAGUGUUUGCAGUUGCUGGAGAUAAUCAAACCGCAGGAGAUUCUGUCAGUAAGACUCAGUACACAAAACCAAAAAUGCCAUCAAACGUGAAGGCUGUUGGCAGCACAACGAAUAUGACAGUGACCUGGAGCAGUUCCAGUGGGGAUAAUUCUUCCUACAAGGUUAAGAUCUUCAAUAGCAGCAGUGUGCUGAUAGGCAACAGAACUGUGUCGUCCAUUCAGCCAGUAGUGUUCUCCAACCUAAGGCCGGGGCAUCUGUACAUCGUUAAAGUCAUCAUCCACAGUGGGCCCUUCAGUGCGUCGUCAAACAUAACAAAUGCAACAUAUCCAAACCCACCUGAAGCCAUUAGGGUGGAGGAACAGACCACCAUUUCCAUUAACAUCAGCUGGGGAAGACCGGUGCACAUGGACCCGGGCCAGUACAACUUCACCGUAUUCCGAUCUGAUCACCAGCCCAUGACACUUGCAGACAACUGGGCUCUUGUGGAGAACCUUACAUCUGGAACCCAGUACAACAUCUCCGUGGCAACUGUGGGUCCAUUGGGAUACCAGAGCGUGCCAGUCCAGAUAUCAGCCACCACCAGACCCCAGCCUGUGAGUAAUUUGCGGGGUAAAGAGAUCACUACAUCCAGUAUCACGCUGAUUUGGGACCAGCCAGAAAGGAGCAUUACACCUACUAUGUCAGGGUGGCAGGCCCCAAUGGCACCCAGAGUAACCAAUGUGAACAGUACCAGUGAGAGAAUAGAGAAACUGCAGUCGGGGUACAACCACACAUUUACCGUCACCACUCUGACAGCCGAUGGCACCCCAGCCUCCCCUCAGUCCAUCAGUUUAUUCACAAGGCCCUUUCCUGUUACAGGAUUAAAUGCUGUCACGCAGAACACCAGCACUGUGUAUCUGAGCUGGAAGAAACCGCAGGGGUACCAGCAUUACUACACUUACAGGGUGGAGACCACUCAGUGCACAUCUGCCCCGAAGAACCAAUCAGAGAACAGUGAAAGCACCUAUGUCACAGAUCUGAGAUCAGGUUCCAACUGCUCCUUCACAGUGUAUUCCCAGGUUGGGAACAAAAUUGAGGGAGAGGCAGUUUCAAUCUCUCAAUACACAAAGCCUGAGAAACUAACACCCUCAGUUUCAUCCCACACAAAUGAUUCCAUCACUGUGACAUGGGAUUCUCCCAGUGGCACUGUAGAAAGGUAUGUGGUUAACCUGACCAGCAGUGAUGGGGAGAAUUCAGCAAAGGAACUGAGCUCCUCUAACCAGUCCUAUGAGUUUCCUGGCCUGAUGGCUGGGAAGAUAUACACUGUCAAACUGAAGACAGUCAGUGGGCCCUUCACAGAGGAAUCGGAGCCAGUUCUAAAUGCAACUUAUCCAAACCAGCCCGGACCAAUCAAAUUAAAGAAGAAGACCACCGACUCCAUUGCUGUAGAAUGGGGUGAAGCCCCUGGCAUGGUCAAGGGCUCUUUCAACUACAGAGUCUUCUACCAGCCGUCUGCCAACCUCACCAUCACCCAGAAUAACACAAUCAUUCUGACAGGCCUGCAUCCUGGAACUGCCUACAACAUCUCUGUCACCUCACUUGGCCCGUUGAGCCUUUUCAGCCUGCCAGUCCACAAUCAAGAGGUCACAAGACCAAAGAAAGUUUCAAAUCUCGAAGUGAAUUCAACAUCUGUGGAUGAGGUUACUCUACAAUGGAAAGCCAGCAGAUACCGCUACAGAGUGGAAACAGCAAACAUCUCAAACGAGACAAGCCUGAAUCAUUACCAAGUGAGGAAUCUCACUCCUGGAACCAACUACACUUUCAGCGUAAGAACAUUGGCAUUUGAUGGGACAGAGGGAGGUCCGAGAUAUGUGAAUGUCUGCACAGACGCGGCUCCCGUGACUGAUCUGAGCUGCAGCGGACCCAACCUCACUCAGGCCAUGCUCAUGCUCUCAUGGACCAAACCCAGGGGCGCCAACGAAGGGUUUCAGGUUAAUUCAAAUAGUGUAGGACAGUGCCAAGACUCCUGCUCUCACAACCUGACCGGUCUCCUGUACAAUGAAGCGUACACUGUGAAGAUCUGGACCUGGGGCUGUGGGAAAAAUAGUGCCAUCACUGAGAUAACCUGCAAGACAGGUAUCACAGUUCCACCUGUUCCUGACACUGCGGACGUGUCCAUCGGUGGGAAAGAGUACAAUAGAUUUACUCUGCAACUGAAGCCCAAUCUCUUCAAUGAUUCUAAUGGCCCAAUCAAGAGCUAUGGGGUGCUGGUGACAUCACAACUAAAGAGCCUGUCAGGUGAAAAUAAGUCAUCGUUGCAGAACUACUUAACUAAAACGUAUGAGGACUGGACAGUAGAGCGCACCACUACGUACCUAGCUGUUAUAAAGGACAUGGAGAGCAGAAACCGGAAUGGUGACGAUGGCCGUGUUGUUGUAGUGGGAGAUGGCACUAAGUCACACUCGUAUAACAACGGACCACUGAGUGCAUUAGGAACUUACAGUUUUGCUGUUGUUAUCUUUACCAAUCUGGAACUAAACAAUGGAAUUGUGUCUGUUGGGAAAUCGUUCUUCUCCAUAUCAGAGUUCAGUCAUGAAGAAAUUUUCCUACCAGUAAAUCCAGUGGUUGUCGGUGGUGCUGCAGGUGGAACUCUUGCUGUUCUACUGAUUCUUAUCAUUGCUACAGUGAUUGCAGCAAUCUGGCUUAAAAGACUUUCCAAAAAACAAUCAUCAGAGGUCCCACUUUACUCUAUAAGGUUAUUUUCUUCCAUUUAUUUACAUGUAAUUAUAUUUAUGAAACUGUUUCUGUUUUACACUUUUUGUUGUUUUUGUUAUUGUUCUUUUUUCAGAGCAAAAGUGAGUUCUCCCGUAAAAGUGGAGAACUAUGAGGCUUAUUUCAGGCAGCACCAAGCCGAUUCCAACUGUGGCUUUGCUGAGCAAUUUGAGAAUCUGAAAACGGUGGGUGUGGCUCAGGCCAAGAGCAGUGCAAUUUUGCUGGAGAACAAAGGGAAGAACCGCUACAAUAACGUUCUGCCCUAUGAUUCUUCACGAGUCAAAUUGUCUGCCGGUGGGAGCGCAUAUGAUGAUUACAUCAAUGCCAACUACAUGCCGGGCUACAAUUUGAGAAAGGAGUUCAUUGCAGCUCAAGGUCCUCUGCCCAGCACGGUGAAUGACUUCUGGAGGAUGAUCUGGGAGAAGAACGUUCACACUCUGGUGAUGCUGACGAGAUGUAACGAGCAGGGGCGGGUGAAAUGUGAAAAAUACUGGCCCUCUGGAACCGGACAUUACAACAACAUAACCGUGACAACCACCUCUGAAAUCCCUCUGGAAGACUGGACUAUACGGGACUUCAGUGUGAAAAAUGUGAAAACUGCAGAGACCCGCACUGUUAGCCAUUUCCAUUUCACUGCCUGGCCGGACCACGGAGUUCCCGAAACCACAGAGCUCCUCAUCAAUUUCAGGCAUCUGGUGAGAGAGCACAUGGACCAGUACUCCCGCCACUUCCCCACUGUGGUGCACUGCAGCGCUGGUGUAGGGCGAACAGGUACUUUCAUCGCCAUAGAUCGGUUGAUCUUCCAGAUUGAGCGCGACAGUGUGGUGGACGUGUAUGGGGUCGUCCAUGACCUGCGUAUGCACAGACCCCUCAUGGUCCAGACAGAGGACCAGCUUGUUUUCCUAAACCAGUGUGCCCUGGAUAUCAUCAGAUCAAGGACUGGGACCAAUGUGGACCUGAUUUAUCAGAACACAGCUGCACUCUCAAUUUAUGAGAACUUUGAACCAAUGAAGAACUCACAAAAUGGCUGCAAUACCUAACCACUGCUCCUUGUUUUGACUGAGGCAUAUGUGAUUGUUCCUAAUAUUUCAAAAAGAGAAAUUAUUGCAUAGAUGGUGAUUGUUAUAUUUAUUUUUCCACUCUAUUUGAAAAUAUGGUGAUAGAGACUAUGGUAAUUGUACAAGUCAAAACAAAGUGACAAUGAAAUACACUGUAGACAAAGGGUUCUUCCUGACUGAAAUUUUGGAAAACCUGAAUAAAUCUGCAUGUAGCUUAUUUAAAUAUAUAUUUAAAGUGAUAUACAUUUUAUAAAUUCCAUAUGCUUGACCUGAAAUUGUGCAAUACAUACAUUUUAGUUGUAUAUAUCGUAUUCUGCUGAAAAAAUAUUUUUGUAAAAUAUGAAUUCACAAAGAUAUCAUGCUCAGGAUACCGUCUAUUCUUUGCUGCCUGUAAUGAAAUCAUGCCUCUAUUAAAAGAGGGUAUUCUCAGAUGCUGUUAAUUUUUUUUUUUUUUCAAGUGAAGAUGUUGUGUGCUUUCUCUAGCAUAGAUCUUGAAGUAUGUCACAGAUUAUGUCAUUAUGAUUUAGAGAUUAAUUUCUAUAUUUUUAUAGAAGCUUUUAUAAGGUCAUCAUUUCAUUUCAGUUCAGUAUAAAACUGUAGCUUCUCUUUUGUGUGGAUGAUAACCAUGUGGGCAGUAUGUGCCAGAUUCCCACUGGCAGAUACCUCUAUCAAUUCUGGAUGGGGGGCACUCUGUUGUGGCAUUCCAACAUGAAGCCUCCAUCAUACCAAAACAAUGAAAGCCAAACCAACUUAAGGUCUCGUGUGCCACAUAAUGCAGUAUAUCAGAACUUGCGUGUAGAACAAUGACACACAGUGUCAUUGAUGCAAAGCACCAAUUAGUGCUAAUAGCUCCCCCGUGGGGGCGGCCUGUAGCGUAGUGGUCAAGGUACAUGGCUGGGACCCGCAAAGUCGGUGGUUCGAUCCCCAGUGUAGCCACAAUAAGAUCCGCACAGCCGUUAGGCCCUUGAGCAAGGCCCUUAAACCCUGCAUUUCUCCAGGGGAGGAUUCUCUCCUGCAUAGUCUAAUCAACUGUAUGUCGCUCUGGAUAAGAGCAUCUGCCAUAUGCCAUUAAUAUAAUGUAAUGUAAUGUUGUAGAGAGUCUUCAGGCUGCUAAAUGUGACUGAGUGUGUGAGAGUUAGAAGCCAGGUCCAUGAGAUGCUUCACAUCGCACAAAUGCGUUAUGCCGAUGGCAAGUCCAGAGAAGCUGCAGACAAUGGUAAAAGCCAAGCCUGCGAAUUAAAUUAUAUCAACAUCAAUUCUAGAGCUGAUGUACAAAGCAAUUGUGUAUCUAAAAUGUAGUGUCACUGUCUAGCAAAACUGUAGAACUUUUUUGACUCAAUAUAGAGAAAGGCAUUGACAGCACCGCUCCCACAAAUGCACCGGCUUUAUUUAAUAUUUUGUUAAGGCUAUUGCUCUUUGUAUUUGUUUUAAAAAUUGUGUAAUGUUUUGAAAUAUGAAGGUUGAAGUUUGAAUAUGUAUGAAAUUCAGUGACUGCUGUUAAAUGCUAUCAAAAUUAGAAUCUGCUUUUGUGCAAUAUCACAAUUAUCUUACCUUGUUUCUUCCUUUUCAUAAUUUAAUGAGUACCGGAUUGAAAUUGCUUAGGCCAAAGCAUCAGUCAUACAGCAAUCAUAAGUCAUGUGGUUAAGACAUGGUAGAAUGGGCCAUAACCCUGUACUCACUAUUCCAAAAUAUAUGAAAUUGCCAAUGAGGGACAUACAGAAACAGAAAGCCUAUGCUGUUGAAUCCUGGUUGUCUGACAUUUAUGAGAAUAAAACAGGAAUACAUUUUUGAGCUUGAAUACUUGAAGGAUGACAGUUUUGUGUUAAAUUAACUCUGAUACAGUGCAUUUGAUACCUUCUGAACCCAUAUGGACUCUGUUAGAAUUAAGUUAAUAUUUAAUGGGCCAGUUUCAGAUUAAGCUUAGUUCUCAUCUAAAUUGAGUUUUGUAUGGAGAAUCUCCAUUCAAGCGUAAUUGUUGUGUCAGUGAAACUGGUCUGAUUUUUAUAUAUACUUUACUUGUAUCCAAACAAAGUUUCAUAAACAAUCCAGGAGUAUUCAAUACCAUAUCCGGUUUGUAAAUCUUUUCUUAAUAAUAUAUUACUUAUUUCCCACUAGUGUGUAGUAAAGAAAAUGAAAAUGAAGAAUUGACAAAAAUAGAUCUCUAUCCAGACCAGCCCACUCCCAUAUCUUGGUUUUAUCCUUGUAGCUGUGCAGGAAAACUUGAAACUUCUUUCUUUUUAGGAAAGGAGACCCAUAGUAAAUGGUUCUCAGAAAUGUGUUAAUAUGGUAUGUAGAGCAAUUAUUCUUGUUCUGAUUAUAUAUAUUUAAAUAUUUUUUUUAAUGUUGAAAAAGUCCUUUCCAUUAAAUGUAUUUUGUGUUCCUCUGUAAUGAGAAGGGACUGACCAUGUGGUUCAGAGAAGAUUCAUUUCCUGUGAUUUUCAUGCCACUCUUUGAACUGUUCUAUGAUGACCUGUGUUGCUCCUGUAAAUGUUCAAAGCACUUCAUUUUGUGAUUUUAUUAGUGUUUUCUAAAUGAGAUUUUAAUUGUAUUCCUUGUUUAAAGUCAUAAUAUAAUUCUGCUCAAAAUGUAUUAUGGUGGUAGGUACAAUGUGAAGGGAAACUUAUUGCUACAGUGCCAACAAUGUUAUACAUAACCUUAUACAGUCUGGGAUAGAAAUGUUGCACUUUUUUUAAUUGCAUAUGUAUGUGUUUGUUUGAGAGAUGGAAAUCAUUUUAAAAUCUAAAACGUGCUGAUACUAUGCAUUCAAUUGUUGAAUAAAUCUAUGCAUUCUAAUGA
This is a messenger RNA of Conger conger (European conger), 8559 nucleotides long. RefSeq names its product protein tyrosine phosphatase receptor type Ja (gene ptprja). Gene Ontology annotation, biological process: protein dephosphorylation. The record is from RefSeq and is a predicted model, not a curated record. Gene Ontology annotation, molecular function: protein binding; protein tyrosine phosphatase activity. NCBI's taxonomy places the organism in Eukaryota, Metazoa, Chordata, Actinopteri, Anguilliformes, Congridae.